UAUCUAGCUAAGCCCGAGGCUCGACCUCGGCCCGCCUUCCCUCUCCUGGUCAGUUGCUUUCGCUAAUUUAACUUUGCUAGUCUCCCCCUCUAGUCCCACCCCUCCGACCUGCCCUGAUUGGUCACUCCUCAGACACCACCACCCCGCCCCACCAAACUCGUGCAUUGUUGCAAGAUUCUAAAGCCAGAGGAAGGAAGUUUGGGUGUAAUUGACUAGAAGGAAGGGGUUGUGACAAGUAAAGUCUGUCUCCGGGAGGCUCGGGUCCUUAGGCCUGGCGGACCCGGCGAACCAACAACUGGACAGCCAUGGAAAAAAAGCCUUCUCCAGGGAAAGAGGAAGGAGAAGAAGGAGAGGAAGAAGAGGAGGAGGUUGGUCCCGAAGGAGCCCUGGGGAAAAACCCAUUCCAGCUGACCGCCGAGGACGUCUAUGACAUCUCCUACGUGGUGGGAAGGGACCUCAUGGCCAUCAGCGGGGACUCCAGGGAUGUGGCCGCCAGGGUGACGCAGCUCCAGUUUAAAAUCGUGAGGAUCUUGGAGAUGCUGGAGGCCUUGGUGAAUGAUUGCAAUGUGACGGUGGAGGAGCUCAGGAUGGAGAGGGACAACCUUAGAAAGGAGGUGGAGGGGCUCAGGAGCGAGGGGCAGCCCCCAAACACGGAGGAGGUGAACCCAGGGACCAACAAAGUUGUCGUGGAUCUGACAGACCCCAACCGCCCUCGAUUUACGAUGCAGGAACUCCGGGAUGUACUGCAUGAGCGGAACAAGCUCAAAUCCCAGCUGCUAGUAGCUCAGGAAGAACUCCAGUGCUAUAAGAGUGGGCUCUUCCCCCCGGAUAACAGCCAAACGGCAAGAAGAGACUCUGAAGGCCAUGUCACCAGCACCACCAACUCCAAAGGAGGCAAACAGGAGAAAACAAUCAUCAGGAAGCUCUUCUCUUUCAGGUCAGGGAAGAGGACCUGAUCCCAAGCUGCCAGGACUGUGUGGAUGCCAUGGCCAGCAUCGAAGACCCGGAAAGCCUUAAUUGUGCCAUGUGUAGAUAAUUGGAUUUACUGACUUAUUUUCCCCUAAAAAACAGUUUGAGAAGGAAAUAUACAAUGUUGUUUUUCCCUCUGCUUAAUUCCCCCAUGGCUCUCAGUUAAGAGAGACUAGUGGGAAGAAAGAACACUGGCUAUUGAGUCAGAGGGCCUGGGUUCAAAUUUUACCUCAGUGACUGUGAGCAAGGAGAUUCCCUUCCCUGGACCUCAGUUUCUCCAACUGUAGGGUGAGGAAUUUGGGCUAGAAGUGAUUCCUACAGUGCCUUUCCACUUUAAAGGCCUACAAGCCCUCCUGUCACCAAACUCUGGAGCCCCCUUGCCCAGAAAGGUGGGUGGGGGCAGUUAAAAUUGUCCCAGUGAACCUAUGGGCAUGAGAAGGCAGCUCAUGAUGGAACAAGAUUUAGCUCUGGGAUCAGAGAAGCUGGAUUCAAAUCGUACUUUGUGGAGCUGGGGGAGCUGGCUUGAAACCCCACCUUGGGUGGGUCACUUACCUUCCUUAGGCCUCAGUUUCCUUACCUGUCAAAUGAUAGGCCUGGACUCCAAGGCCCCCAGGCCUGCUCUGUCUCAAGGGCUGUGCUGAAGUGUUGCUGCUAGGGUUUGUUUUAUUUUUGGGGGGUGGGGGGCUCUGACCAAGAUAGUGGCCCAACGACAUUGCCCCAGAAUCCACCCUUUCCUUCCACUUAUAAAUCAGCACAUUCUUAUUAAACUCCUAGAGUGUGCAAAGGCCUGCACUAGGCACUAGGGGAAAGGAAGACUGUAGAAAAGAUCUGGGCCAUGUCCUCGUGGUGCCGGCAGUGAAAACUGUCAGCCCAAAGAAGAGGAAAAGUCCAAAUGUCAAGUAUAAAUAGAUGUUUUCUUAUGCGUUUCCCCGGUUAUAACCUCACAGGACCUCAGGCCAGAAGGAACCACAGAAGUCAUCUUGUCUAAUUUUUACAGAGGAGGAAACUGAAGCCCCAAAAUGUUGAACUGUCUCACCCAAAGUUACACAGGCAGUUAAGUGUUAGAGCAAGGACUCAAACCCAGUACCCUGGACUUAAAAUCCUCUUUCACCACCGUAGUAUUGACUGCUCCAAUGGUUUUCUUUGUAAGGUUUUGUACUGAGACCAAUAAAAUGAUUUUUCU
Dromiciops gliroides (monito del monte) is the source of this 2152-nucleotide messenger RNA. It is a transcript of the gene RILPL2, whose product is annotated as Rab interacting lysosomal protein like 2. The coding region runs from base 306 to 956 and encodes 216 amino acids. The record is from RefSeq and is a predicted model, not a curated record. The transcript has 4 exons. Gene Ontology annotation, biological process: cilium assembly. Gene Ontology annotation, molecular function: protein dimerization activity. Gene Ontology annotation, cellular component: ciliary basal body; cytoplasm. Lineage: Eukaryota; Metazoa; Chordata; Mammalia; Microbiotheria; Microbiotheriidae.